This is a messenger RNA of Heterobilharzia americana, 6531 nucleotides long. The record is from the annotation of a GenBank genome assembly. Lineage: Eukaryota; Metazoa; Platyhelminthes; Trematoda; Strigeidida; Schistosomatidae.
UAUUGACGUCACAAUUGCCACUUUUGAUGUACUUAAGUGCCUUUUCUGCGUCAAAUUUGUCAUGCACAUAUUUCCUGGGCGAUAAUCUAUCGCGGUGGUGAUGCAUCCGGACCGCUAGCCGUUACUUUCCUAUGAUACUUGAGUCUGCGUAUUACAAUACCCCAACGAGCUGUGCUUGUCGGAAAAUUUGUUCCCUGAUGUCCUACCAUAUCAAGAACGUCUGUAUGAUAGUGGUAGGACAAAAAGUUAACGUCAUACUGCCAACAGUUACGCUAUGUAUGUGUCACAAAAUCUUGACUAGAUUAGCUAAAGUGUUAGUUAGCCUAUAGGGAUCAGAUAUGAUUCCUUCUGAUUAUCUUCAAUUACUGACAGUACCAAUCUUCAAGAAAGGAGAAAAAUCCUCUUAUGAUAGCCUUGGGAGAAUCAUUCUGUUGAACAUUGUAUCGAAGAUUCUAGACUCUAGAAUGAUUAGAUGCCUAAGUGGAACUUGAUAAAAGCAAAGCUGCGAAUAACGGGAAGACUUUGCACCUGGUCCUUGGUGUAUUGACCUGAUAUUUAACCUUCUGUUAAGUUCUUUAAUACAAGCACACUUAUUAGUACCUGACGCUAGCUGUACUUAUUGACCUGAAGGCAACAUUCAACUUUUUUGAUCGCGAGGUCAUAUGGCAGUGUCUCUCACCGAAAGGGGUAUCAUAUAGUAAACCACCUUGUUGAAGCCGCUGUAUUCGAACACUUGUGACAUUGUAUGGACUUGUGAUGAGUUGCGAGGUGGCUUAUGUACAUUGUGUGGUGCUUUUUAUGGUUGCCGAUUCUUUCAAUUCCUAAUUAAAGAUGCCUACAAAGUUCUGGUUUUCCUCAUCUGACUUUACAAGGAUUAAUCUUGUGACAGGAGACUGUUUACUAAACCUAUGUAAUAUAGAUGAAAUAGUCCUGCUGAGUGAAGACGCAGAGUAUUCUGAACACUGAGUGGUAGUUUACGAGUUUCUACCACUAUAGUGCUGAUAUGAGAUGUUUCAGCUGGCGUCCUUAAGCAGUAAUGCUAGCUCCGCGUUGAUGUUGGCUAAUGUAUUAGAUAAUGAUGCAUUCACUAUGUAUCAUCCUUGACAUUUGAAGCAUUUAAUUUAUCUUCAGCAACUCAUUCCUUCUCCUUCCAUGCCUUUUUUGUGUAAUAUAAGUUCAUUCGAUUUCUGUUCCUAUACUGUUUGUGUUGUAUUCUUUAAAUAAAAUGAUGUCAUUUGAUUCUGUAAAUUUAGCCCUUCUUGCUUUGUUCAAAUUUACCAGGGGAUCUAAAUGCGUAAAAAGGAAUUGUUUAGUCAGCUUAAGAUUCAAGAUGUACUGAACUAUGUACAAAUCAUUGCUGUUGUUGUGAACAUAAAUGUAUUGUAGAAUACAGACUUUGGAAAUAAGUCUAUAAUCAUUGACUUUGGGGAUCUAAGUGUUUGUAUCUCUUUUGCAGUAAAAUGCUGUAAAUGAAUAAUGAUCUUGUUGAUUUUAUGUUGUUAGGUGAUCGAAUUUGAGCAAUAAGCGAUCCUUUCUCAAUCAAUCAAACUUCUGUAGAUGAAUUAUUUAGUAAAUUAUUGUUUCCAGCUAACCAGGUAUGCUUUUCAAAAUCAACGAGAAUUUCGCCAAAAACUAUAACAGAUAUCGUCAAAAGGAGGAAUAUGAAAAGCUAAAGGCGAGAUAUGGUGAUGCUAGACUGAAAAAUACUAAGUUACCCAAGCAAACUGAAGGUGGUGAAGAAGUUACUGAGGAAAAACUGUCUACUUCAAAUCUUGACACUGCUGAGGAGGAAUCUACCUCUUCAAGCUCUACAGACUCUGAUUCAAGCUGGGAGGAAAAGAACAAGAAGACUUCCUAACAUUAUAUCAAGCACUGUGUACGAAUGACCCUUCACUUAAUGAUCCGAACAAACAAUGGUUUCGCGAUCCUAAUGCAUCAGAGGAAAGCGCCGAGUCUUCAAAUGAAAUAACUGAGGUGAAAAUUAACAAAGCGGAUGAUGCAAAGAAGACAAAGAAACGUGCCUUGAAACUUCGUGACUAUGAGCGUGAGUUUCUUUUAAGUCACAAUGGUUUGGAGGAUGAAGAAACCUCUAAAGAGGCUGAGAAGGUGGUUAAGAUGGAAAGCGAUGAGAUCUUGAAAAAGCUAAAAGCAUCUGCUGAAGAUAUAUCAAAAGAGCAAUUUCUACAAGAAGCAAAUGAAGCACUUCAACAAGCUGCUGCAAAUACAGAUGAAAAGGAAACAGACAGUGCUGAACUUGAUUUAAAUUUCCUUCAGAAGCGAAAAACCGAAGAAAAAUCAUCCAAUAAAAAGGCGAAGAAUGAAUGUUCUUAUGAUCUGGAAAAAAUCGUUUUUACUGAUUCUUCUAACAAGGAAGCUGAAGAAUUUCUGCGUGACUACAUUAUAAAUAAACGUUGGCGUGAAGGAAAUGCACGUGGAAGAAAUUCGAUUCCUGCAUAUUCUGAUGUUCUACGUAAAGCUGGGUUCGAUGUGGAUGAUAAAACGAAAAAUUUCCCAAAGGAUGAUGAUAUUCUAGAUGAAGACGAUGAGUUUUUGGUCAAAGUAAACGAUUCGGAAAAAGAACGUUUACAGUCUUUAGGUGUUCACGUCGGUAUUUCUCAGAUGCAGAAGGUUCAACAUCGGUUUGAAGAGGAGGAUAAAGAGUUUAUCAAAUCAUACCCUCGAUACAUUGAAAAUAGUAUUGGUCAAACACUAUCCAAGACAUCAAAAAGGGCCGAAAAAAGAAAAGCUAAGAUGGAACGUAAACGGAAAGAGAAACAGGCUAAAUUUCAGGAAUUGGCACGCUUACGUAAUCUAAAACUCGGUAUGCUGGCCGAAAAAAUUGAACGCAUCAAGCGUUCCUGUGGUCCAGGUUCUUUACCACUUGAUAUUAAUAAACUAUUCACUUCUCAAACAGAAGAUGAAUCGAAACAGUGUCCUCAGCAUACCGAAACCUCAAAUAACGUAGAUGCAUUAGAUGUCGCUGAAUAUCUAGAUGAAGAUUGGGAUCCUGAUAAGCAUGAACAAUUGUUGAGUUCCAUGUUUGGGAAAGAAUAUGAAGAAGUUGAUGAGGAUAUAUCAAAACCAGAGUUUUCAGAUGACAGCGAUCUAGAAGUAGAGCAUGUAACAAACAUUAAAGAAAAAUCAGCAUCCAAAAAGAAAUGUGAGCAGGAUGCCUCUUACGGCUUAAACAAUGAUUUUCAAGAAGAAUUAACGGAAACACAGUCCAAUGAUAAUGAUGUAUGCAAUAGAAUUCCUACUAUGAAUGUCAACACUAAGUCAAGCCGUAGUAAACGAAAACUACAUGAAGCUUUGGAGAGAAAGAAACCAGUUUUUGAUCCAGAUGAUUAUCCAGAUUAUGAAAAAUACUUUGAAGAGUUUUAUCAAUUACAUUGUGAAGAUAUUAUACCUGGUUCCAGUGCUGACGAAGAUAUCUACUGUCGUUUCAAGUAUCGUAAUGUUACGCCAAAUGAUUUUGGCUUAAGCACAGAAGAAAUUUUGAAAGCUGACACUAAAGAGUUAAAUGCAUGGAUAUCAUUAAAACGUAUCGUAUCUUAUUUAUCAAAUGAUGAGGAAAUGCGAGACAAAGAAUUGUAUAGUUCUCAUUAUCAAAUCAAACGUAAAAAGCAGAUACUAAAUUCUUUAAAUAGUCCUGAAGCAACAUGGUGGCCUAAGGAAAAGAAGAUGGAGAUGAUGAAAGGUGAAAUUAUUUUACUUUGUUUGUAUGAAAUAUAUAUGUAUCUAUUUUUUCAUUGGUAUUUUUAGAUUCGAUUCAUCAUCCUUUUUACAUGGGGCUAGUAUUUAAAUGUUUUACUUUGUAGUAAAUCAGCAACUAUCAUUUUAUGGAGAUGAUAUUUAUCGGCAAGUGAAAAUCUCGAAAGCACACCGUAACAUGAAUCAGUUGUUAAGUAAACAACAUAUACACACACCUUCAUUGAGUGAGAAGGAUUGCUACUAUGUGAACUCAAGAAUUUUUUUUGCAUUUGUAUUCAAAAUUGAUCGGUUAAUAAACGUGCAUUUUCUGGGGAUUUAUGUAAUCGAAAUAAUUGAAAGGCUUUGUUCAAUCACAAUCCAUAUAGACAAUGUGUUUAAUGUGUUACAAAAUGUCUCUUUCUUUUUACCAUUGAUUCAGUGCCUUCAAAUUUAGACUGUGGUUUUCGAACAUUUUACUGACUAAUGAAAUGUUUUGAAAAAAAUCUGAAUAUUGUUACAUUUUAUAUCUAGUUUUUUUUUAUUCACCAUAAACAAAUUCAUUUUCAAAGUUUGGUGAGUGGAUAUCAUGUUUCUGUUUGUUGUCAAGACUCCACGUUUCUUACAGUAUUUUUUUCAUACAGUAUUAACUUGUAUCCUUCAAUUUAGAUAAAUUUAAGUCAUUGACAUACUAAAUUAUGGUGUAAGCCAAAAUUUCUUAAAUGCCUUUUAUACAUGAAUCAUGUCUAUAAUCCGAAUCGAUUAGUAUGAAGAUAUUUUUCUUCACAAAGUGGUGUAAAGUAGCAAGCACUUGACAGCCAUUUCAUAUAAAUGAUCUUCAAAUUAAGUGACUUGAAUCAUACUAAUUCAUAUUACGUAUAAUUACCUUUUUCUGGAUAGAUUUCUUCGAAUUUAAUGAAAAAUUACGACUCACAAAUGUACGAAAGUUUUUAUUAAUGAGAUGAAUUAAGCUUCUGAUUUACAACCGACUGAAGUUAGUGCUGAUCAUGUCUUGUAGAAAGACGAUGAAAUCUUCACUAUUUGCUUGUUUUUGUUCACUCUGCUAUUUCCGUUUGCUUAUUGAAACCUGUAAGUUCUCGUAGGUGUCAUUAAUCAUCCAUGUCCCCUUAUCACAAAGUAAUAAAAGUGUUUAUUUGAACCAUACGACGUUUAUAGCUUUCAAUAUUUCGGUGACUGUAGAAUGAUUUUAUAUGUAGUCAUUUUAUCUACAACAUAUGCAGAUAAAAGUAUAAACUUAAGUUCUUCGGCUCAUGUUUUUGUAAUCACACUGUCUUACGAAUGACUUAUUUUUAUUAUUAUUUCUCAUUUGUCCCUUGGGUUCCUAGUGGAACAUAGAGAUUCAGUAGCACGUCUCCAUUUCACUCUGCUCGCUGCAGUCUUUUCAAACUGGCUCCACCACUGUCCACAAGCUACCAUUUCUUCCUCACACGAUCUCCUCCAUGUCACUCUCACCCUCGGACGCUCAACUCGUCGUUUCCCCUAUGGAUUACACUCGAGAGCUUGGUGCGUGAUGUCCCCGAAUGGUGUCCUCAGUGUAUGCACAAUCCUUCUACAUAUUUGUUGGGUGAUGGGUUGUUGGUUGGUUCGUUGCCACCUAGCCAGAGUUCCUUGUUGCUUAUUCUUACUAUUCUGACCAUCAGAUCUUCAGUGUCAGUAUCGAGUGAGCGUAGGUGGCAGCUGUUGAUGAAUAUGUGUAGUUUGUUGGGAAUGCUUUUUGUGACGUGUCAAAUUUCUCAACCAUCACAUGGCAGCACUGCACUGACUUGACUGACAAGGGUGUUGAGAAUCCAGAUCUUAUUCACGCUUUAUGCUGAGUUGAGUGCAGUAGAUCUCCACACUGAUUUUAGAUUAAUACAGGAAGGCUUGUCUUGCUGUCUUUCUGAUCCUUGCUUUGAUGUCGUCAUCUGUGCCGUCACCGCUGCCUGUGGUUGAAACGAUGGUGUCUAGGUAGGUAGGUAGGUAGGUAGGUGGGUAGGUAGGUAGAUGAAAGAGGCUACUUCCUUUGGUUGUCUCACGUUGAUGGUGAUUGGUGUUUGUUGUUGUUGCUGUUGUUAGUUGGGUAUCUUCAACACCUUUGUCUUCUCUAUGUUCACUUGAAGUCCCGUCUUCGCUGCCCUGUCUGUUCUGUCAACUAGUUGGUUUUUGCCUGUAGAUCUUCGAGUUUGUGAGACAAGACAUUAGAUAUAGAUCACCGGCGGUGCGAAUGCUUUAAAUGCUAUUUUUUGAUCAUGCUCUAAAAAAGUUGCUAUGUUAUAGAAACCUAAUGCUUAUUUAUUGUCAACCAGAUUUCGAGAUCUCUAUUUUUUGUUUCGUGUCUUACUCCUUUUUUUAGUGCAUCAUCCAAGAAGAAACGCAGACGUCGCCGGAAGAAAGCGAAACUCAACGGACAGGAAAUUAAAGAAACUGAACCGAGCAAACGUUCGGCCGAACUAGACGAAGUCGAUAUGGAAAAUCCAGAACAACACUUAAAAGCAAAGAACCACAAACACAAUGAGGGGUCCCAAAGGCCAAAUGAAAAAGCUAUAUUUGAAUCUCGUUUGCAGGCAGCUGGUAUAACUCUGAAAGAAUACUAUCGGUCUAUGCAUAAGCAAAAUAAGUGUAAAUCUUAAGAUUUUGAAAGAUAAAUUAUUUUAUUUUGAGUAUCUCUUCAUUCGGCUUUUCAUUGUGUUUAUUUUAUCUAAAGAGACUGUUCACAGGGGAAAGUGGAUUUUUAAUCAUUACAGUUUAGGUCUCACUUUUACUGACUGAAGAGUAAUUAAUUUGGUUUUUGUGUCUUUCCUUUAUACGACGUUUUCUGCAGACUGUUUGAAAAAGAAAGUAGCU